AUCGACAGAAUUCUUACAAACAAGGAAAAGGACACAUUGACCUCUUUAGACCGCAGUGUCUACAAUACGAAGUAAGUUGGAUUAAAACAUAUUGAUGCCCCAGUUGUGUUGUGAUUUUCCUUAGGUGACCUACAAACUAUUGAUUCUCUUUGCUAUUAACACAUCCAUGGAAAUGCUGAAAAAUGGUUUCAUUUGUUAGAGUUUAUUCUUAUUCCUUUUUAUAGGUGUUAUGCAGAAAGAAAAAAAAAAGUUCAGUUGUGAUAGAAUUCUGGAUGCCCUCAUAAUCUCAUUUUGCAUUCUUAGGAAGAAGAAAAUCAUUGCUUUUGCUAGGACUGUCUGGCCUGAUGAUCAACCUACCCCUUGGUUUAGAAACAGUGCAGAAAAUUCAAAGAAGCUCCAAGAGAUAACGAAGCAGUUGGCUGAAGAUGAAUCUUACACAUUCCCCAGAGCAGGCUUAGAAAUAAAAGCCAUUGAUGAAAUUAUUAGAAAGUACAUGCAAGAGAGAAGGCGGAAAGAAAAUGACCCAUUAAGUUCACAGAGCGAUCAGGACUCAAGCGAAAGUAGCAGUAAAGGUAGCCCUUCCAUACUAUCAGCACGGCAAGAUAAAGUACAAAGCUAUGAAGCCUGUUUUAUUGAUGGUAAGUCAUUGCUGUUCUCUUUUUUCUGUUGUCAGGGGAUUAGUUUUCUUUUGCUAGUAUCCAGUUCAUUGACAGUCCAUGUAAUUUUCCCAUGCACCAUUACAAAACUAGUGCUUGACAAAAUGACCAGAUGACUGUUGCACAACAUUAAAGCGAGGGAAUUAUGAAACCUUUCUUACAAGGAUGAAUUUCUCCCAGUUUUCCAGUUACAUAUAUGUACAGUAUGCACUUCAUUGGUAUAAAUUUUAAUAUGGUCCAUAUGUUGUGUCCUUGGACAAAUGACUUUUCCUAUGUUGGCAAUUGUACAAUAUCAUAGAUAAAAUGUCAAAUUUCAACUUAAUAGCCUUUUUUAUUAAGGCGAUUGGUUCACUGUAUUAAAGGCAUCUGACACACAGUGAUCCAUGAUAUUUUAUUGUCUAAACUUUACCAUUAUGGUGUAUGUGGAACUCCUCUUAAAUGGUUUGAAAACUACUAACAAAUUUAGCUAUGAAAUUACUAUUUCUGGAAUAACAAUAAUACAAGAAUCAUCCUUAAGUUUGGUUCUACUGUUUGUGCUUAUAACACCUUGGGCUUGAGUAUGUCAUGAAUGAGGAAUUAAAGUUACCAACAGACUAUCUAUAAAACUUGUCAACACAAACUCUAGGGUAAUGUCAAUUUUUAAUAUCAUAAAGCACUAAUGACAGAUAAAAAGCAAUUGAAUUUGGCUGUAGUCUUUUUUCAGGUCUGAGCUUGAUGUCAGCAACUGCCAUCCUUCUUGUCUGGUUUGGGAAAACAGCCAGCAAUGAGAUCCGACUUAAUGAUUUGAAAAAGGAAGCCAAGAACAUCGGCAUGACUUUCUUACGAAACAAAGACAAAAACACUUACCUACGAGCAGUAGCCUCAUUUCUUGUGCAAAACAAAAAGGUUUCAAUUGCUGCUGGCGUAGCAUUUGAUAAGGUUUCUCAAGAUGAUGUCUCCAUCAGUCAGGAUGUCUCAUGAUCAGUUACUCAAAAGCCUUACUUAUGACAAGUUCUUAGCUGCUCUGUGUUUUUUUUGCAAGCUGUUGUGUUGUCAAUGAAAACUUCUUGAAUAAGUUUUUUUCCAGUUUAAAGAUGGACGUUUAAGUUAAAGGAAUGCUGCACGGCAGUGUGAUAGGCGUGCAUAGGUAGCAUCAUGCUUGUUUGGCUUGGGGCAACUGAAAGCAAUGAGAUUCAGCUGAGAAAAGAAGCCAAGAAAAUGGGCUUAACUUUGUCAAGAAACAGAGACCAAAACACUUACAUAGGAGUAGUUGCCUCAUUUCUUCUACAAAAUAAGGUUUCAAUAUGCAGAUGUAGCACUUGA
Messenger RNA from Pocillopora meandrina, 1958 nucleotides. The record is from the annotation of a GenBank genome assembly. Lineage: Eukaryota; Metazoa; Cnidaria; Anthozoa; Scleractinia; Pocilloporidae.